This is a messenger RNA of Aspergillus melleus, 345 nucleotides long. RefSeq lists its product as uncharacterized. Bases 1 to 345 code for a protein of 114 amino acids. NCBI's taxonomy places the organism in Eukaryota, Fungi, Ascomycota, Eurotiomycetes, Eurotiales, Aspergillaceae. The record is from RefSeq and is a predicted model, not a curated record. The transcript has a single exon.
AUGAAACCUACCCAGUAUCCAUUGAGGGUAUCCACGCCCGAGAUGAAAAAGAGAGAGAGGGAGACGGAGGGACGGAGAGACAAGAUGCCGCCGCAACGCCCAUCAGGUGACUCUCCGGUCACGCCCCGUCUCUUUUCUCUUCUCGUCCUUGUCUUUCCUCAUCGCCGCAACUCAAUCGCUUCGUCGCAUCUCAACCAUUCGGAUGAAUGCCACCCACACGAGCUUCUUUUUGGCUCGCAGUCCCAGCAUCACGAGGCUCUCGGAUUGCUUGGUCCUUCCUCUCGUUCGGGUCUAGCGUCUUGCUUCUGCCCAACGCUAACCAGGCAGUCCGUCUGCCACGGCUGA